Molecule: messenger RNA, 2653 nt
Organism: Argiope bruennichi
Lineage: Eukaryota; Metazoa; Arthropoda; Arachnida; Araneae; Araneidae
Product: glutamate-gated chloride channel-like
Exons: 11
Coding region: 293-1630 (445 amino acids)
Biological process (GO): regulation of membrane potential; signal transduction; chloride transmembrane transport
Cellular component (GO): neuron projection; membrane; synapse
Molecular function (GO): chloride channel activity; neurotransmitter receptor activity; extracellular ligand-gated monoatomic ion channel activity
Source: RefSeq, a predicted model, not a curated record
ACAAGACGCCACACUGGAGCAGAUUUUCUCAGCGACCAGUUUCCAUUUGGACCUAGCUAGAGCAUAGACCCUCAUCGUGGAGACUUCACCAGAGAAAACGUAAGAGGUCGUAAAAGUUCCAGCAAGUCACUGAGACUUUCCUUGGCUGUCUCAGGUUAGAAGUAGCUCUCUGCAUUCCAAUGCUGACAAUAACUGAAGGAUCAGAGGCAACUUCCUGCUCUCUGUAAUUACAUCUACAGAGAAUUGAAAGUGUGAAUGAACUCGGGCCGGGGCCGCUGGCCUCAAGUGCUCCAUGAUGACCAGAAGACACCAUCUACUGUUAAUCUUGGUUUUACUGGUCGUACAAGGAGCUGUGCUGGUCUGCGGAAAGGCAAACUUCAGACAAAUAGAAAAGAAGAUCCUGGACAAUAUUAUUGGACCCGGAAAGUAUGACAGCAGGAUACGUCCUCAUGGCAUCAACAAUACUGAUGGCCCUGCCCUGGUUAAAGUUAAUAUUUAUAUAAGAAGUAUUAGCGAAAUCGAUGAUGUCAGAAUGGAAUACAGCGUACAGCUGACCUUUCGUGAGCAGUGGCGAGAUGAAAGAUUGCAAUUUGAUGACUUGGGUGGUCAAGUACGUUACCUGACUUUGACAGACCCUGAGAAGAUCUGGAAACCAGAUUUGUUUUUCUCCAACGAAAAAGAGGGUCAUUUUCACAACAUAAUUAUGCCCAACGUCCUCCUUCGGAUACACCCAAACGGAGAUGUAUUAUACAGUAUCCGAAUAUCAUUAGUUUUGUCCUGUCCGAUGGAUCUGAAGUUUUACCCGCUGGAUAAGCAAACCUGCUCCAUUCUUAUGGCGAGUUACGGUUAUACCACUGAAGAUUUAGUUUUUCUUUGGAAAGAAGGGGACCCCGUGCAAGUGACUAAGAACCUCCAUCUUCCCCGAUUUACUUUGGAAAGGUUCUUCACCGACUAUUGUACUAGUCGAACAAAUACAGGAGAGUACAGCUGUCUGAAAGUGGAUCUUCUCUUUAAGAGAGAGUUCAGUUACUAUCUUAUCCAAAUCUACAUACCAUGUUGCAUGUUGGUCAUUGUAUCAUGGGUGUCAUUCUGGCUGGACCAGAAUGCUGUUCCCGCUCGUGUCUCUCUUGGAGUGACCACAUUGCUGACCAUGGCAACUCAAACAUCUGGUAUCAAUGCAUCCCUGCCACCCGUUUCUUACACCAAAGCCAUUGACGUGUGGACAGGAGUCUGUUUGACCUUCGUGUUCGGGGCACUACUCGAGUUUGCACUAGUCAACUAUGCUUCGCGCAGUGACGUGCACAAAAAGAUGGCCAAAGAACAACAAAAGAAACAAUGGGAGCUGGAGCAUGCGGCUCUUGAGGCUGACCAUCUUGAGGAUGGAGCUACAACUUUUGCUAUGAAGCCCUUGGUGCACCAUCACGGUGAUCUGCACGCCGAGAAGAUGCGCCAGUGCGAAGUACACAUGAAGAGCCCGAAGGAGAAUCUGUGCAGGCGGUGGAUGAACAGGUUUCCUUCACGCUCCAAGCGCAUUGAUGUCAUCUCGCGUAUUUUCUUUCCCCUCAUGUUCGCACUCUUCAAUUUGGUCUACUGGACCACCUACCUCUUCAGAGAGGACAAGGAAGAGUAGUCUGCUGCAAGACUCCCAUCAUCCAGAAGUCAAACAAAAGAUAUUUAGAACUUCUGUAGAUCAGAAUGGCCCAAGAAGAAAAAAAAGUUCAUAGAAGCAUCUAACAAUUGACAUAAAUCUUGAACUCACGUGGAAAACCCAAUCUUCUAAUUUUCGUCUACAUAGAAUAAGAAUAAUUAUGAUUUAUCGAGUAAAUAAUGUUAAGAGCAUUGUGCUGAUAAAAACAGUUUUACAUUCAGGACAAUGCUUUGUUUUCGAACAUUCUGCAUGAUUCAGUACAGAUAAAGGUAUGUUGUUUCAUGAAAAUGAAAUUAAUUUUGCACGAAAUGCCUGCAUUCCAGUUAUCCCAAUGUAAAUUUCUGGUUUACAGUUUUGACGCGGAUUUAGUGACGUGGAAACUUAUCGUGGGUUUUUCAUAUGAAGAAUCAAGAAAGGUACUCUCCUGUAGUUAAUAUCGAAAAAACGAACUGAAAAUCAAAGAACUAUAUAGAUACUACAGUUAAAGAGAUGUCCGUUAUACCUACCAAUUGCGUGGACUUGAGUCAGAUUAUAUUGAGCUGGACUGUAAUCUCAAUUACAUGGAUGCUUAUCAAGUCAUGGAGAAAUCUUCAAGUAGAUAUGUAAUUAUCAACAAGAAAUUCAAUAGUUUCUUUUACGAACGGAAUCAUUUGUACGCAAUUUCGAUUACCGAGAUCUAUUUUUAAUUUUCACCCCAGUGAUGCUAAAAAACGCUACAAGUUUUCUCAAAUUCUGACUUCAUUCCAGUUAAUAUUAAACCAUCACAUAACACAAUAGGGUAAAAUGGUAGGGUAUUAUUCAAUAGAAAACAACUUAAUAUCAUAUAUCUAACUGAAUUUUGAUCAUCUGAGACAUAUUCACCGUAAAGGGUUUUUAACUUACUUAAUCUUACUUUCCAUGUUGCUUUUAUUAUCUAAGAAAUUGGACUAUUUCUUUUCAAUUCCAGAAUAUUUUUAGCGCUUUAAUCAAUUAACUUGUGACAAAGUACUCAAAGUUUAAAAUAGC